Sesamum indicum (sesame) is the source of this 1132-nucleotide messenger RNA. Its product is annotated as golgin family A protein. The record is from RefSeq and is a predicted model, not a curated record. NCBI's taxonomy places the organism in Eukaryota, Viridiplantae, Streptophyta, Magnoliopsida, Lamiales, Pedaliaceae.
AUACGAAACUUAUGAGAAGGGAAACACGCCUUGUACUGUUGUAUCGUAACAGACCAUACGCCUGAGUUCAUCUAAAACCAAUCGGGAAAGCAGCCGCCGGUAAUCGUCGCCGUCGCGCACGAUACUUUUUUAAUGGAGGGAGUAGGGGCCAGACUCGGUCGAUCAUCGACUCGUUACGGCCCCGCCACCGUCUUCACCGGUCCGGUUCGUAAGUGGAAGAAGAAGUGGGUUCACGUGCCGCCGUCGAGUUCCAACCACCACCAUCAGACGUCUGCAAACGGAACCGUUAACGGCAGUAACGGAUCCUCCCACCUCUUGCUCUAUAAAUGGACCCCGAUCACUCCCAGUCAAAACAAAGACAGCAAUAAUAGUAAUAACGGUAGUGAUAAUAGUAAUAAUGGCAAUGCUGACUCCAAGACUUCAAAUAAAGACGACGCCCCAGCAGCAGAGGAGCCUCCGAGGAGAAAAUUCAAGUAUAUCCCGAUUAUUGUGCUUGAAGAACAAAUGAAUGAGUCCUCAGAACAAAUUGAGGAAGACGCAAAGCCCGUUGAGACUGACGCAUUGGAGGCGGCCUCCAAGGGACAUGAUGAAAAACCUGACAUCAAUGAUGUGCCUAUGGAUGAAAGCCAGGCUCAAGAGAAUAAUCCUGUGGAACGGCAUGAUCUGAAUGAAAGCACAUUAGAUUUGAGUUUGGGCUUGAAGGCUCAUGAUGGAGAAAAUGAAUCUGAUCAAAAAGCAGAUCAAAUGAAAGACAAGCAGCUAGAAUGAGUGAGCUCCACCAUUACUGAACAGUGACAAUCGCAGUACCAAGAAGUGCAUUGUAUCUUCCAAGGAACUCUGUUCUUCGGCAUAUUUAGUUACUGGUACUUUGGUAAAUUCAAACCACUCAUGGCUGUAACUUUAGUUUCAUUUAUUGCUUCCCUUGUUGAGGCGAUGGCAAUUUGUAUUGGUUCCAUCACCUGGGAGAUGCAAUCACUAUUUUUUACACUGAUGAUCAAUGAAAAACUCCCUAUUGCAAUUCGGAGGUUCUUUCAUUUUGAACACCAUGUAACGAAAAUACUUUGGCAGAUUGACUCUGUUACAAAUUUGAGAUUUCCAAUUUGUCAAUCAGCACAUGAGUUUACCCUGUUCA